Molecule: messenger RNA, 2352 nt
Organism: Trichosurus vulpecula (common brushtail)
Lineage: Eukaryota; Metazoa; Chordata; Mammalia; Diprotodontia; Phalangeridae
Gene: SIAE
Product: sialic acid acetylesterase
Exons: 10
Coding region: 215-1765 (516 amino acids)
Biological process (GO): carbohydrate metabolic process
Molecular function (GO): sialate O-acetylesterase activity
Source: RefSeq, a predicted model, not a curated record
GUCUACGGCGGCCGAACAGACCAAAAAACUUAGGUUCGUCCAACUGGCGGAGCCACCAGCCACUUCAUGCACUGAGGUUGAAAGAGGCUGGGGUGGGGCUGGGCCCCCGCCCUCAUCUAAGCCCCGCCCCAGCCAGCCUCACUGUCUCCGCCCCGAGCCUCACACUGUCCCCGCCCCAAAGCUCUGAGCACCAUAUCCUGGGUGCCUAGGAACUAUGACGGUGACCUCGGCCUUGCGGGCGCUACUAUUGUUGCCGCUGCUCUUAGGGGCCUGCGGGGGCGGCGGAGCAGGUGUUAAUUUUCAUUUUGCUUCCUACAUUGGUGAUCACAUGGUGUUGCAGAAAGAACCAGCUGGAGCUGUGGUCUGGGGUUAUGGUAAAGUUGGGGGCAUUGUGGUAGUGACUCUGCACCAAGCUCAGGAAACCAUCAUGAAGAAGAUAACUUAUGUGAAAGAACAGUCUGAGACCUGGAUUGUGGUACUGGAUCCUAUGAAGCCUGGUGGGCCUUACAACAUGACGGCAGAACAAAUCAUCAAGAAAGAGAGAUACACUCAGACAGUACAUGAUGUCUUGUUUGGAGAUGUUUGGCUAUGCAGUGGGCAAAGUAACAUGGAGAUGACAGUUUCCCAGAUUUUUAAUGCUUCUGAGGAGGAGGGGAAGGCCUUUGCUUAUCCAUUUAUCCGCAUCCUUACAGUUGCUCUUGUCAAGGCAAAGGAGGAGUUGGAGGACCUUACUUUACUUGAUUUGCCCUGGUCUCUGCCUACUCCAAAAAACCUGGGCCAUGGGAAUUUUACCUAUUACUCAGCAGUAUGCUGGCUGUUUGGGCGCUAUCUGUAUGACACUCUGAAGUAUCCCAUUGGGCUGGUCUCCUCCAGCUGGGGUGGAACACCUAUAGAAGCCUGGUCAUCUUGGCGUUCAUUGCAAGCCUGUGGAGUCCCAAAGGAAGAGGAACAGAUUCCUUUCCCCAGUCUAUAUAAUGGCCCCACUGACCACUCUAUACUUUGGAAUUCAAUGAUCCAUCCACUACUCAAUAUGACAUUAAAAGGAGUGGUAUGGUACCAGGGAGAGAAUAAUGCAAACUAUAACACUGAUCUGUACAACUGCACCUUUCCUGCGCUCAUUGAAGACUGGCGCCAGGCUUUCCACUAUGGCUCUCAAGGGCAGACACAGCGACUUUUCCCUUUUGGAUUUGUGCAAUUAUCUACAACUAUGUCUAAGCACGAGGAUUAUGGAUUCCCAAAAAUCCGUUGGCACCAAACAGCUGAUCUUGGCUAUGUCCCCAAUGUGAGGAUGCCCAAUACCUUCAUGGCUGUGGCAAUGGACCUCUGUGACAGAGAUUCUCCUUUUGGAAGCAUUCAUCCUAGAGAUAAACAGACUGUGGCCUACAGAUUGCAUUUGGGGGCCCGUGCUGUAGCUUAUGGAGAGAAGAUGCUUCCUUUUCAGGGUCCGCUGCCUGAAAACAUAGAACUCUUAGCUGACGAGGAGCUUCUCAAACUUGAAUACCACCAGAAAAUCCAGGUGCAGAAGACAGAUGAUAAGAUCUUUGAGAUCUCAUGCUGCAAUGACCAUCAGUGUAGGUGGAUUCCAGUCCCUAUGGGCAACUCCUCCUCCCAGACUCUAGCCCUGAAAGUUGAUUCCUGUCAUGGCACUGUGACUGCUCUCCGCUAUGCCUGGACUACGUGGCCAUGUGAAUACAAACAGUGUCCCAUUUACAAUCCUAGCAGUGCCCUGCCAGCCCCACCAUUCAUCACAGUCAUUCCAAGUUAAGAAUCCUGGUUAUGCAAAAUUUGGGGAGAAGGAAUGAAAAAGAAUAACUGAUUUGGGCUGAGAUUUCAUUCUAAUUUAGCUUUGAUUAGAUGCUGGAUGAAAUGCUCAGGUCUUAAAUUCCAGUCUGGUUUUCUAUAAACAAUUAUGGGUGGAACCUUUAAGAAGCUAGCCAAAGCAGCAGCUAGGUGGCACAGUGGAUUGAGCACCAACCUUGUUUCAGGAGGACCCAAGUUAAACUCCAGCCUCAGACACUUACUAGCUGUGUGAUCCUGAUUGCCUUAAAAAAAAAAAACACAGCCAGAACUGAGCAGAUUUAAUAUUUUCAAUAGAAAAGUAUCACUACCAUUGAUGUUUUCUCAUGAAAGUUCCUCACAUUCACAUUGUGAGAAAUAGUUUGGGAGGCACUGUUCUAAAUUUAAAUUUUAAAUGCUGUAGGAAAGCCCAGUAUUUAAGAAAAACUGCUUUAAAGAAAACAUUUAAAGUGAAAUUAUUACCUAUUUUAUCUGUCUCUAAACUUUGGUUUUUGUAUAUUAUGUUUCUAAAGUAAGGUGAUGAGAAGCAAUAUAAAAAUAAAGUUGUUUUGAUUA